Messenger RNA from Knipowitschia caucasica, 282 nucleotides. The record is from the annotation of a GenBank genome assembly. Lineage: Eukaryota; Metazoa; Chordata; Actinopteri; Gobiiformes; Gobiidae.
AUGGAGGGAGGGGAAGGGGAGGAGGGAGGAGAGGAGGAAGGAGAGGAGGAAGGAGAGGAGGGGGGGAGGGAGGAAGGAGAGGAGGAAGGAGAGGAGGAGGGGGGGAGGAAGGAGAGGAGGAAGGAGAGGAGGAAGGAGAGGAGGAAGGGGGGAGGAAGGAGAGGAGGAAGGAGAGGAGGAGGGGGGGAGGAAGGAGAGGAGGAAGGAGAGGAGGAAGGAGAGGAGGAAGGGGGGAGGACUCUGAUCGGAAUUAAUGCAGACGGUUGUAAAAUCCGUCUGUAG